AUGGGAGGGCAUUUAUCUCACUCGGAACGUGAGCAGAACUCGGAGAUUCUUGAAGCAACAUGUGGUCCGAUUAGAGGAAAUAUUUAUAAACAUGGAGACAAAAUAGUUUAUGGAUACCUCGGAAUUCCUUUCGCCAAACCACCAAUCGAUGAUCUUCGUUUCAAGAAACCAGAGCCAUUUGGUGUUUGGACUGAACCCAGAGAUUGUACUGAGUAUGGUCCAAGAUGUCCACAGUCUGGCCCGUUUGCUGAAGCUAUCCGAUUUGAGAAAGAAGAUAUUGCUGAUGAAGGAAUCUGUCUGACUGCCAAUGUAUUCGCUCCGAGAUGGGAAUCUGAUGAGUUUAAAAAAGGACGCCCUGUGAUGGUCUACAUUCAUGGCGGUGGUUUUGAGUGUUCGGCUUCAAGAGAUUACUGUGAUUACUCGAUAUCUGGAACCCUUCCCUUGAAGGAUGUUAUUGUGGUCACAUUGAAUUAUCGAAUUGGAAUUCUUGGUUUCUUCUCCACUGGAGAUGAAGUUUGUCCCGGAAACUUCGCGCUGUGGGAUCUCACUUUGGGUUUAAAAUGGAUACGAGAUCACAUUGAAUCAUUCGGUGGUGAUCCCAAUAACGUAACAAUUUUUGGGCAGAGUGCAGGUGCGGCACUUGUUGAUCUACUUGCGUUGAGUCCACAUUCAAGAGAUCUAUUCCAACGUGUCAUACCAAUGUCUGGUGGUGCCCUCUGUGAAUAUGCAGUUCGUACAGCUGAAAGUCAAGCAGAAGUAUGUAAACAGUUUGCUCGUCACUUGGGAUAUUCUGGAAAUGAUUCUGAAAGUCUCUUCAACUGGAUAAGAGCAAAAUCUAUAAAAAAUAUUGAGAAAAUGAAUGGUUUCAAUGUCCCGGCAUCAGGAAUUCUGGCGUAUACUCCUAAUUUAGAUGGAGAUUUCUUCCCCAAGCCGCUGGAUGAACUGAGAAAAGAAUCUCCGAAAAAGAGUAUUAUGAUGGGAUUCACGGAGCAUGAAGGUCUCUUUUUUGAGUUCUUGGUUCGUGAUCCAACACCCCCUUUCGAUACAUUGAGAAGAAAUGUUGAUACGUAUUACAAGGAAGAUACUGGAAGUGAUUUUAAAGAAGUUCGAGAGAAGAUUUUCAGUUUUUAUACUCGUAAUGUUGAUAGCGAAGAUGAGAAGAAAUUGAGAGAAGUGGUUAUUGAUUUUGUCGGAGACGCCCUCUUCACCGCUGGAAUCUUCGAGAACGCCAAGUCUUGUCUGAAGCAUGAAAAUGAUGUAUGGUUGUAUAUAUUCGAUUACUGUGAACCAUCUGGAUUCGGUCCUCAAGAAGAAUUCAUGACAUUUGUUGCCCCAACUCAUUGUACAGACUUGAGAUAUAUUCUGGGAGAAGGAUUGUAUAGUGACUUCAAGCCAACAGCAGAAGAACUGAAGAUGAUUAAGAAAAUGACAGAAAUGUAUUCCAAUUUCGCCAAAUAUGGCAACCCAAAUGAGAAAGGAUCCAAUGAGUGGGAACGAUAUUCAUCGGAGAAACCUAGAAGACACUUCAGAAUCUCGUAUCCGCGUGGAGAGAUGCGAUCGGAUUAUCACGCGGAGAGAAUGCAGUUUUUGGAAAGCAUCAGAAAAAAUAAUAAAAAUCUAGAAGCUGUUGUUUAUGGACAAAUCAAAAUGGGUGGUCACCUCUCUCAUCUCAAACCGGAACACCAUACUAAUAUUUUUCUGGCUUCGUGCGGUCCUGUACGCGGAAAUUUGUAUCGACACGGAGAGAAAACAGUAGAUGGAUUCUUGGGAAUCCCUUAUGCAAAACCACCGGUAGGAGAGUUGAGAUUCAAGAAACCGAUACUGGCAGAUGUUUGGACUGAACCAAGAGACUGCACACAGUAUGGUCCACGAUGUCCUUCUUCUGGCAUGUUCUAUGAAAAAAUUGAUCUGAAAAAUCAAGAUAUACCGGAUGAAGCAAAUUGUUUGACUCUGAACGUCUUUCGUCCUAAUUGGCAGUCUCGAGAAUACAUCAAACGCCCUGUGAUGGUUUUCAUUCAUGGAGGUGGAUUUGAACUUUGCGCUUCAAAAGAUUAUUGUGACUAUUCAUUGACAGGUACUCUCCCUUUGAAAGACGUUGUUGUAGUUUCCAUCAAUUAUCGUCUCGGAGCAUUAGGAUUCUUUUCCACUGGAGACAAAGUUUGUCCUGGAAACUUUGCUCUGUGGGAUCAAACAUUAGCUUUGGAAUGGGUUCAAAAACACAUAAAAUCAUUUGGUGGAGACCCAAACAAUGUAACUGUUUUCGGACAAAGUGCAGGUGGUGUCAGUGUGGACCUACUUUCGUUGAGUCCUCAUUCAAGAGAUCUCUUCCAUAAAAUAAUACCAAUGUCUGGAAGUGCACACGUUCCUUUCGCAAUUCGAACAUCUUCAAAUCAAGCUGAAGUAGGACUUGAGUACGCGAGAAAUAAAGGAUUUACGGGAUCUGGAUCCUCUGAACUAUUUGAGUUUAUGAGAAACUUGCCAACUGAGAAACUACUCGAAAGAGCUGGAUUCGAGCAUUCGGCAUCUGGAAUGGUGUCUUUUGGACCGAAUCUUGAUGGAGAUUUCUUCCCGAAACCUCUGGAUGAAUUACGAGAAGAAGCUUCGAAGAAAUCAGCACUGAUAGGGAUGACCGAGCACGAGGGCUUGCUGUUUGCAUUCACUGAUCCGAGUUUUACAACUGCUGAUGUAGUGUUGAAAAAGAAGAUCAAGAUGGAGUAUAAAGAAGAUGUUGUAGACAAUCCAGAAGAGAUUUGCAAGGAAAUAUUGGACUAUUAUAUGAACUUCAACAACGAAUCCAAUGAAAAGAAACUUGUGGCUUACACCGGCGACUCAAUAUUCAAUGCGGGAGUUUUAUUGGCCGCGGAGAGUUUGGCUGCGCAUGGAAAUAGUGUAUACUUGUAUGUCUUUGAUUAUUGUAACCCAGAUGGGUUCGGUCCACUUGGAGGUAUACUUCCAUUCAAAGUUCCAACUCAUUGUACUGACCUCCGAUACAUCCUUGGAGAAGGAGUUUACAGUAAAUUCGACCCAAAUGAGGAAGAGUUGAAGAUGAUGGAUUAUAUGACUACUGUGUUCACCAACUUUGCCAAAUAUGGAAUGGGUGGAUAUCUUUCUCAUCUAAAAGCUGAACCCCUUCCCGGAGUCCUGAACGCAUCUUGUGGUCCUGUCAAAGGAAAUUGCUAUCGCCAUGGUGACAAAACUGUGAAUGGAUACCUUGGAAUCCCGUAUGCUCAACCUCCAAUCGGAAAACUUCGAUUCGAGAAACCAGUUCCAGCAGAUAAUUGGACAGAACCAAGAGACUGUACUCAAUACGGACCGAGAUGUCCACCAUCUGGAGCUGGCCAUGAGAGAGGUUUCAUUGCCGAAAGAGAUGUUCCAGAUGAGGAAAAGUGUUUGACUGUGAAUGUUUUUGUUCCGGGGUGGGAAUCAGAGGAAUUUAAAAACAAGCGACCUGUUAUGGUUUAUGUGCACGGAGGCGGAUUCGAAGUUUCCUCUUCUAGAGAAUUCUGUGACUACUCAAUGUCAAGUACUCUUCCAAUGAAAGAUGUCAUUCUGGUCACCCUCAACUACCGUCUUGGAAUUCUUGGAUUCUUUACAACAGGAGAUGAAGUAUGCCGUGGAAAUUUUGGAUUGUGGGAUCAAACUCUUGCUCUCAAAUGGGUCCAGAAACAUAUUGUUUCUUUCGGAGGAGACCCAAACAAUGUGACACUUUUCGGACAAAGUGCAGGAGGAGCUUGUGUUGAUUUACUCACUUUGAGUCCUCAUUCUAGAGAUUUGUUCCAAAAAAUUGUGCCAAUGUCUGGCUCUGCAUUGUGUGAAUUUGCAAUUAGAACUGCAAAAAAUGAAGCGGAAGUGUUUGAUGACAUGGUUGCUAAACUUGGUUUCACUGGAUCAGGAUCGAAAGAAAGAUUGGAGUUUAUGAGAAACCUUCCAUGCAAGAAACUGGUUAGCAAGACUGGUUUCCAGUACAAUAAAUCUGGAUUCAUGAGCAUGUGCCCUAAUUAUGACGGAGAUUUCUUCCCGAAACCACUAGAUGAGCUCAGAAAAGACGCGUCCAAAAGAAUCAUGAUGACUGGAAUCGCUGGAAAUGAAGGCAUUCUUUUUGCAUUCAACCAUUCCACAUACAGCAAUUAUACCGAACUGUUGCAACAAAAAAUUGCGGAAGACUACAAAGAAGAUGUCGUGGAUGAUGUGGAAGGUGUUCGUAAGGAAAUUUUUGAUUACUACACAAAAGAUAUUCCAAAUGACGAUGAUACUAUGAUGAGAAGAGCUGCAGAGUUCGUAGGAGACUCUGUUUUCCAUACUGGACAGUUGGCAACUGCUGAAAGUGCAGCAAGGCAUGGAGAUGAAGUGUGGUUCUAUAAAUUUGAUUACUGUAAUCCUGAUGGUUUUGGACCGGUGAGAGAUGCACUUCCAUAUGUUGCUCCAACUCAUGGUAUCGAGCUUCGCUACCUCUUCGGAGAUGGAAUUUUCAGCAAGUUCGAACCAACUGAAGAAGAAUUGAAGAUGCUUGACAAGCUGACAACUAUUUUCUCGAACUUUGCCAAGUAUGGAAAUCCUAACGAGACUGGCUCCACGAAAUGGGAGAAAUAUGAUCUGAAUCGUCCUGGAAGGCAUUAUAGAAUCAGUUAUCCAGACAGCGGAAUGGAAGAUGAUUAUUGUGGUGGGAGAUGGAAGUUCCUUGAGGAAAUCAGAAAGAAGAAUAGAUGCUUCCAGGCUAACGUUUAUGGAAAGAAAAUCUGA
Caenorhabditis remanei is the source of this 4740-nucleotide messenger RNA. RefSeq lists its product as uncharacterized. NCBI's taxonomy places the organism in Eukaryota, Metazoa, Nematoda, Chromadorea, Rhabditida, Rhabditidae. The transcript has 22 exons. The record is from RefSeq and is a predicted model, not a curated record. The coding region runs from base 1 to 4740 and encodes 1579 amino acids.